CGUUGGCUCUCCCCCCACCCCUUCCCCGCCCCGAACCUCUCUCCUGGCUCGCCGGGAAUCAGUCUCUUUGGAGUUUUCUGCGGAGCCCGCCGCCGUUUCUCCGCUCCUCGGCCCAGUGGAAGUCACUCGAGGAGGAGGAGGAGGAGGAGGAGGAGCAGGAGGAGGCAGCAGCCGCCCUCGCUGGCCGCCCCCGGUUCGGUGCCCGCGGUCCCGGAGAGGAGGUGCCGCCGCCACCGCCGCUCCCCCCCUCCCGCUGCCCUCGGGCCGGGCUGGGUCGAGCUGCGAUGCCCUCGGACUUCAUCUCAUUGCUCAGCGCGGACCUAGACCUGGAAUCGCCCAAGUCCCUGUACUCGCGAGAUUCUCUGAAGUUACACCCAUCACAGAAUUUUCAUAGAGCUGGACUAUUGGAAGAAUCUGUCUAUGAUCUUCUCCCAAAGGAGUUACAGUUGCCUCCAUCUAGAGAAACAUCUGUAGCAUCAAUGAGUCAGACAAGUGGUGGUGAGGCAGGCUCGCCUCCUCCAGCUGUAGUUGCUGCUGAUGCUUCUUCAGCUCCCUCCUCUUCCUCCAUGGGCGGUGCUUGCAGCUCCUUUACCACCUCUUCCAGCCCUACCAUUUAUUCUACCUCAGUCACCGACAGCAAGGCUAUGCAAGUGGAGGGCUGCUCCUCAGCCGUGGGGGUAAGUAACAGAGGGGUAAGUGAAAAGCAGUUAACCAGUAACACAGUUCAGCAGCAUCCAUCAACACCGAAGAGACACACAGUCUUGUACAUCUCACCACCACCUGAAGACUUGCUGGAUAACAGUCGGAUGUCCUGCCAGGAUGAGGGGUGUGGAUUGGAAUCAGAGCAGAGCUGCAGUAUGUGGAUGGAGGAUUCCCCCUCCAACUUCAGUAACAUGAGCACCAGUUCCUACAAUGAUAACACUGAGGUACCUCGUAAAUCACGAAAACGAAAUCCAAAGCAGAGACCGGGGAUCAAACGACGAGAUUGUGAAGAAUCUAAUAUGGAUAUAUUUGAUGCGGACAGUGCCAAAGCACCGCACUAUGUGCUUUCUCAGCUUACCACGGACAACAAAGGCAACUCAAAAGCUGGAAAUGGAACAUUGGAAAACCAAAAAGGAACUGGAGUAAAGAAAAGCCCUAUGUUGUGUGGACAGUAUCCUGUCAAAAGUGAGGGAAAGGAGCUGAAGAUAGUUGUACAACCCGAGACCCAACACCGAGCUCGGUACCUGACUGAGGGCAGCCGUGGCUCAGUAAAAGAUAGAACGCAGCAAGGUUUUCCAACAGUAAAGCUGGAAGGCCAUAAUGAACCAGUAGUGUUGCAAGUUUUUGUAGGCAAUGACUCUGGUCGAGUGAAACCACAUGGAUUUUAUCAGGCCUGCAGGGUAACUGGACGAAACACAACUCCCUGCAAAGAAGUGGACAUUGAAGGCACUACUGUUAUAGAAGUUGGCCUUGACCCUAGCAACAACAUGACACUGGCGGUGGACUGUGUAGGAAUUUUAAAAUUGAGGAAUGCUGAUGUUGAAGCCAGAAUAGGAAUUGCUGGUUCCAAGAAAAAAAGUACUCGUGCCAGAUUGGUUUUUCGAGUUAAUAUCAUGAGGAAAGAUGGCUCCACUCUGACACUGCAAACACCCUCCUCUCCAAUUUUGUGUACUCAGCCAGCAGGAGUGCCAGAAAUCUUAAAGAAAAGCUUGCAUAGUUGUUCAGUGAAAGGAGAGGAAGAAGUGUUUUUAAUCGGCAAGAAUUUUCUGAAAGGAACUAAAGUUAUUUUCCAGGAAAAUGUGUCUGAUGAAAAUUCUUGGAAGUCAGAAGCUGAAAUUGACAUGGAAUUAUUUCAUCAGAAUCAUCUUAUUGUGAAGGUACCACCAUAUCAUGACCAACAUAUAACUUUACCUGUAUCUGUGGGAAUAUAUGUAGUGACCAAUGCUGGGAGAUCUCAUGAUGUUCAGCCAUUCACUUACACUCCAGACCCAGCAGCAGCUGGUGCUUUGAAUGUAAAUGUGAAGAAGGAAAUAUCCAGUCCAGCAAGACCUUGCUCUUUUGAAGAGGCCAUGAAAGCAAUGAAAACAACUGGAUGUAACUUAGAUAAGGUAAAUAUUCUUCCUAAUGCCCUGAUCACUCCACUGAUAUCAAGUAGUAUGAUUAAGAGUGAAGAUGUUACUCCAAUGGAAAUAACGUCAGAAAAAAGAUCUUCUCCUAUUUUUAAGACAACAAAGACAGUUGGAUCAACUCAGCAAACUUUAGAAAAUAUCUCUAAUAUAGCAGGAAAUGGGUCAUUUUCGUCUCCAUCAUCUUCCCACUUACCAUCUGAGAAUGAAAAGCAGCAGCAGAUCCAGCCCAAGGCGUACAACACAGAGACCCUGACGACUAUCCAAACACAGGACAUCUCACAGGCUGGUACUUUUCCAGCGGUUUCUGCCUCUAGUCAGCUGCCCAACAGUGAGGCUUUACUGCAGCAGGCCACACAGUUCCAGACAAGAGAAAGUCAGUCUCGAGAAGUAUUACAGUCGGACGGCACAGUGGUCAGUUUGUCACAGCUGACUGAGGCGUCCCAGCAACAGCAGCAGUCGCCACUACAAGAACAAGCACAGACUUUGCAGCAGCAGAUUUCAUCAAAUAUUUUUCCAUCACCAAAUAGUGUGAGUCAGCUACAGAAUACCAUUCAGCAGUUACAAGCAGGAAAUUUUACAGGCAGUAGUGCUAAUGGCAGCAGUGGAAGUGUUGACUUGGUCCAGCAAGUUUUAGAGGCACAGCAACAGUUAUCUUCAGUUUUAUUUUCUGCUCCAGAUGGUAAUGAGAAUGUUCAAGAACAGCUUAGUGCAGACAUUUUUCAACAAGUCAGUCAAAUUCAGAAUAGCGUAAGCCCUGGAAUGUUUUCCUCAACAGAGCCAGCAGUCCAUACCAGACCAGAUAAUUUAAUACCUGGAAGAGCCGAAAGUGUUCAUUCCCAGUCUGAAAAUGCAUUAUCAAGUCAACAGCAGCAACAACAGCAGCAGCAAGUGAUGGAAUCAUCAGCUGCCAUGGUGAUGGAGAUGCAACAGAGUAUCUGCCAAGCAGCUGCCCAAAUUCAGUCGGAGUUAUUCCCUUCGCCGGCCUCAGCAAAUGGAAACCUUCAACAGUCGCCAGUUUACCAACAGCCUUCUCAUAUGAUGAGUGCAUUGUCUUCCAGUGAGGACAUGCAAAUGCAAUGUGAAUUGUUUUCAUCUCCUCCUGCAGUUUCUGGAAAUGAAACUUCUACAACUACCACACAGCAGGUUGCAGCCCCUGGCACCUCCAUGUUUCAGACAUCAAGUUCAGGAGAUGGCGAAGAACCUGGAGCACAAGCAAAACAAAUUCAGAGCAGUGUCUUUCAGACCAUGGUCCAAAUGCAACACAGUGGGGACAAUCCAUCUCAAGUUAACCUUUUUUCAUCUACAAAAAGUAUAAUGAGUGUUCAGAAUAGUGGUGCCCAGCAGCAAAGUAAUGGUUUAUUUCAGCAAAGUAAUGAGAUGAUGUCACUUCAAUCUGGGAACUUUUUGCAGCAGUCUUCUCAUUCACAGGCUCAGCUUUUUCAUCCUCAGAACCCGAUUGCUGAUCCUCAGAACCUUUCCCAGGAAACUCAAGGCUCUAUUUUUCACAGUCCAAAUCCCAUUGUCCAUAGUCAGACUUCGACAACUUCUUCUGAACCAAUGCAGUCUUCAAUGUUUCACUCUCAGAGUACCAUCACUGUGUUACAGGGCUCUUCCGUUCCUCAGGACCAGCAGUCACCCAACAUCUUUCUUUCCCAAGGUUCUAUGAAUAAUCUUCAAACUAAUGCAGUAGCCCAAGAAGAACAGAUCUCCUUUUUUGCAGCACAGAACUCAAUUUCUCCUCUUCAGUCCACCUCAAACACUGACCAGCAAGCUGCUUUCCAACAGCAGGCUCCAAUAGCACACAUCCAGACCCCCAUGCUUUCACAGGAACAGACACAACCUUCCCAGCAAGGUUUAUUUCAGCCACAAGUAUCUCUGGGCUCCCUUCCACCUAAUCCAAUGCCCCAAAGCCAACAAGGAACAAUUUUCCAGUCACAGCAUUCAAUCGUUGCCAUGCAGAGUAACUCUCCAUCCCAGGAGCAGCAGCAGCAGCAGCAGCAGCAGCAACAGCAGCAGCAGCAGCAGCAGCAGCAGCAGAGCAUUUUGUUCAGUAAUCAGAAUACUAUGGCUGCAAUGGCAUCUCAAAAGCAGCCACCACCAAACAUGAUAUUCAGCCCAAACCAAAAUCCAAUGGCCAGCCAGGAACAACAGAACCAGUCAAUUUUUCACCAACAAAGUAACAUGGCUCCAAUGAACCAAGAGCAGCAGCCAAUGCAAUUCCAAAAUCAGCCCACCGUUUCCUCACUUCAGAACCCAGGUCCUAGCCAGGCUGAAUCAUCACAGACCCCUUUGUUCCACAGCUCUCCUCAGAUUCAGUUGGUCCAAGGGUCACCUAAUUCUCAAGAGCAGCAAGUAACACUCUUCCUGUCUCCUGCGUCCAUGUCUGCAUUGCAAACCAGUAUAAACCAACAGGACAUGCAACAAUCUCCUCUUUAUUCCUCUCAGAACAACUUGCCUGGAAUCCAAGGAGCCACAUCUUCACCUCAGCCACAGGCUUCUUUAUUUCACAACACUGCAGGAGGCGCAAUGAACCAACUACAGAAUUCUCCUGGUUCGUCGCAGCAGACUUCAGGAAUGUUCUUGUUUGGCAUUCAAAAUAACUGUAGUCAGCUUUUAACCUCUGGACCAGCUACAUUGCCAGAUCAGUUGAUGGCCAUAAGUCAGCCAGGCCAGCCACAAAACGAGGGCCAGUCACCUGUGACAACACUUCUUUCUCAGCAAAUGCCAGAGAAUUCUCCCCUGGCAUCCUCUCUAAAUACCAACCAGAACAUCGAAAAGAUUGAUUUGCUUGUUUCAUUGCAAAACCAAGGGAACAACUUGACUGGCUCCUUUUAACUGGAUAUAAAUUUCAUGAAGAAAGUCCUGAUUCCAAGAUGUCCUGAGAUCUUGUGUUUCCACGAGGAUCAUUGAACUGUUACUUUAAAAACAAAAUUAGAAAAACUGUAUUUGAGUAAAUGGAUAGAUUUUACUCUGCAAAAGAGCACACCUAUGCUGCCUGUUGCAGUGACUAGCCACCAAUGUUAACAUCUUCAUAUUUUGUAUUCCUAAUAACAGUGAUGACUGAGAAACUAUUUGAGUUGCCAGCUGACAGAAUUAACUGUUAAUAUUUUCCUUGGCAUAAUUUCUUUAAAAGUACAGUGUAAAUUCAAGGCUGGACCAACCAACCACACUCAGUUAUUAUUGCUAUUAGAAAAUAGUAUUUGUCAUGUUUACUUUUGUUCCUGGUUAUUUUCUUUCCUGCAUUAUUUAGUUAAGUAAUGGCUUUUGAAAAAGUAAAGUUCAAUAAUAACUAAGGCUGUGAUGUUUUUCAAUAUAAAAAGCACAGCUAGUGGCCAAAGUGAAACAGGGGGUACCAUUCUGAUGAAUAAGCUGUACUAAAAACUCUAUACGGAUAAAAGGACUCAAUUUAACACAAAGACAGAUGACACACAAAACUGGAAACAGCUGGAAUGCUAUUGAUAUUAUUUUUCAGAGAGUUGUUAGUUCUCUGUGUAUCUACUACUAAGAGGUCUAGCCAUAACUGUGCAUAGAAAAAUAAUUAUCUUUCUCUAUAGAAAUGAAGGGGAUAAUAUAUGGUAAAUUAUGUUCUUGUAUCCUCCUACAGUAGUAUAAACUGACAGAGUAAUUUGAGUCUGUUUUCUUCCCCAGUCUUGGGCUGGUAUUCCCUUUUUAUAUGCAUCUAAAUUAUUUCCCACCUCUUUUUCACUUAUGUUAGGCAAGUGUUAAUAUUCUACUGGCUUUAUGACCCUGUAGCAACUGAAAGGAAAAGGCCACUUUGACUGAGGGUGAUCUCAGUCCUGCAGCACGGGGCAAGGAGCACUCUUCUAGGAAUUAUGGGGAGUUGAUUCCUGAGAAACAAUGCACUAUUUUCCCAUGAACGGUGCUGUUCUGAAGUCUUCAAAUUUUUCCCUAUGAUAAAAAAUGACAUUAAUUUCAAUUUUAAAAAAGGCAGACUGAAAUUUCUUGAAACAUCUCUUCUCCCUGAGCUGCAGUGAGUGUGAUUCACUUGUCACCUCAGUGCUUUACAGUUUGAAGUGGUCACUUACCUGAUGGUUCCCACAGCCUUAGGCUUUACAGGGUCAUAUCACUGACUUAAAAUGAAAAAUACACUCCUGUUACAUCUGUAAAGAGCAAAAUAACACACUCCAGAACUUGCAGUUGUAGCAUUAGUUAUACAGUUUUGGGUGUUGCUACCCACGGGAUGCCUGCUUGUCACUCUCACCUGUGUCUGGACCUGUGCUUACGCUCCAUUUUCCUUUUGGCAUGUGGAAAGCUGUCAGUGCAGUGUAAGGCCAACGUAUGUGUGUGGCUUCUAUGUGUUGAUGUAAUGUUUUGGUAUUCUUGUCUGUCUCAUUUAUUUUUUUAGUGCAGUAAACAAAAAUAGCCUGUUAGUUGUGAAUGAAGGCUACUUUUCUGUUAGUUUCUAUUUUCCCUGCCCUGUGCAUUUAAGCUGAAUUGUGUUGAAUUGUGUGGUGUUGGUUUUGUUUAUACAGCCAGAUUUUACCCCUUUUGUGUGAUGGUCUUCCUUUGUUCUUUGAAUGUGCUUGUCUUCUAAUUUGUUUUCUUCUCUUCUAAUAUAUUCUUCCCUCCACCCCAACCCUUUCUUUCUUUCUCUCUCUGAUUGAGAGGCAUUGAAUUACGUUUUCAGUAGUACAGGCUUCUUGCCGAUAUGAAGGGAACUUAUCAGAAAGAGACCUACUAUGGGUCAUUUAAUUUUGAAUACAGUUUUCAAUCGUUCAAGUUUUGGAUGGUUUAUAUCUAAUGUGUGUUUCAUUUUUUUGGAAAGCUAUAUUUUGUAUUUAGGAAAUGGUAUACUAUUUUGCUAUUUGUACUGAGUGAGUACAUUGGCAUAAAUAUAGAAAUUUAUAUAUAUACAUAUAUAUAAACUAUUCUUUUUUUGCCACACAUUUUUGUGGUAAAUUUGUGAGUUUGUCUGAUGUUCUACCACAACGUGGCGUCUGAUAACAGUGAGGGGGGGUUUGUUAUGUCUUUAUUGAGUAUUUAAGUAACUUUUGAAACAAAUGACCUGUUCAUCUGUGGCCGUUCCAUCAGGCAGUUCCUGGAUGUCAUUAGUGGGCCAAAGGCAGCUUGCUGUGUUGCUGGGUCUUCCACUCAGCAAACAAAGAAUAAGGAAACCUAUCAAGGCAGUUGUGUCAAGUGGUAUUUCACAAGAAUGAGCCAUUCAGUCUUUGCUCACUAUAUAUUUAAUAUUUUAUUAUUGUUCUUAUUGUUCUUAUUAAUUGGCUUUCUGUAUUCUAUGCCUUUUAUUUAUAAGGACACUAAAAAUGUUUGUAAUUUUAAUAACAUUUCUCCAUCUUGUAAGAUUCAGAGCUACUUUAUAAAUUCUCUGACCCAAAAAUAUUUUCCUCAAUAUAUCUUCUCUCCCCUGGCCCCUGUUGGAGAAAAUUAUAGUUCAGGUUAUGAAAAGGAUCAGCCACACAAUCCAGUACUUCAGCUUUCAGAUGUAAAACACUAACCCUAAGGGGUUGACUGUAAUACCAGAGAAAGCAAACCAAGCAGGUAUUUUUAAAAGCAGGAAUAAAAAACUACAUUUACUUCUGAAUUUUUUUCUGAGAUUACAUAAGAGACUCAAGAAGUCUGUUCAUUCACCAAGUUCCAAUUAGAAUGUUUGUUGCUACCGCACUAUGGAAGGAAGUGGUGGCAAGAAGGCUGGCUUGUGUGCUGAUUUGUGUUCUGUGGUUUAGCAAGAGAUUUAUCAGUCUAAAAUGUGGAUUGGCAAUGCCAAGUCACUGGGACCAAUUUUUUGUUUUAUAAUAUCUAAGUGUAGAACAGAACAUAUACCUGAACUAUAGUGAUUCAAUUGGAUGGAGGCAGAAAACCCAAUUUUUAUUCUCAUAAAUUUUGUGGUUAUUUAUACAAGGGCUGUGCUUACUACCAUAUUCUUAUUCAAAAUGAUUUUUUUUACAUUGUUAAAUGAUUCUUACCCCUAAAGGUCAAUGUUAAGUACAACAUUCUGAAUACAUGAUUUGGUUACAAAGAGUAUUUGUCUUAUUGAAGAGUUAGCUCAGUGGUUGAUACUUGUGCUAAUACAAUUUCCCAGUUAUUGUUACAAGUUAUAGCUACAUAUGGGAGAGACUGUGCAUCAGCAAAGGCCUUGGAGACAAUUUCUAUUAAAUUUAUUUUUGGCAGAAGGACCUAAAUAAACUGUGAACCACAUUUUGUUUCUUUAUAUUACAUUCAAUUCUUGCUUAUUCACAUAAAUCCUUGGAGCUUAUCUGUGUGUGUGUGUGUGUGCGUGUUACUCCUUUUGUCAUUCCAUUAUAUACUCCACAUCUACAUAGGAGGAAGAUAAUUAGAAAUUAUAGGUUGCUUCUGAGCUUAUCAUCUUUGUGAUCAGAGUCUCAUGUUGUUACUUAGCUAACAUGAAUCUGUUUUACUCAUUCUCCCUAGACAGGUUUUUAAAGGGCUUCAUUUAUUAUAGAAAUAUUAGUAAGGGAUUUUCCUUCCAUGUUUCCCUUCCUCCCUCCUUACCUCUCUCCCUUCCUUCCUUCUUUUCAUACAUUCUUCCAUCUUUCCAUCCCACCUUGCUUUUUUGGGGGAAUAAUAUCAUAUGUGCUAUACUUCGGAAUUUCAUUAUAGUGCAUUUCUUGCCCCCUCAGAACCUCAGCUACUCUACCUAGAAAAAAUAAUAUCCAAGGAAACGGGAAGAAGCUCUGUCUGCCCCUCCAGAAGUAAAAUAAAAUUCCUUUUGACCUUUUAAGCCAUUAUAAAUAGUGUUAUUUUGGAAAAGUGGAAUCUGUUAGUUCCAUCAUCAAAUAAGGACCAGAAUAAAAUGAUUUGAUAAUUAAAGUCUCAAAUUCAACCUGGUUAUAAAUACUUACUAGAGGUAACCUAAAAGUUUUUUACUUUUCCAUUGAAAAUUUCUGUUCUGAUGUCUGUUUCCUAAUAGAUUUUUAAAACUGACAUUUACAUGAGAUUGAUUAGCUUUACUCACAUCCUCACCACAGGUUUCAUCCCUAACCAAGUUAGCCAUCUUGCAUCUGAGUGCUUCUGAUUAUGUGGAAGGGUUCAAUGUCAGUGAACAAGGGAGACCGUGCAGGUCAACAGACGGAACAGAAGAUGAACUCAAGCAUAUAUAUAUCCUAGUAUGUGGAUUAGUACAAUCUCAUAACAUACUAAGAAGAGGUUUUUCUAUUCUGCCUGUUUGUGUCACUACAGGUAAAUUGUAGAGAUAAUCUUUAUAAUAGAGGAAAUAUCAGCAUUAUAUUUAUGAAGUUUGUGAAUUGUCCUAAUGCUUUGAUUAUUUCCUUAAUCCCUAUUUAUUUUCAUGCCAUUCUAGCCUCAUUUAUUAAUAAAACUCUGGCUGUACUCCACUUGAUUUUUCAGGAAAUUUUUUACAGUAAUAUUUUAAAUAUAGAUUGUUUUUGGAAAAAGUGCCUUUUUACCAUGAUAGUACCCCCCUUAUAAUUUCAUUUUUCACUGUUAUUAAAAAGAUAAGCAGCUCAUUUUAACAGAUCUCAGCCAUCACUUUUUCCAUUUGAACAUUCAUUUUUCCGCUUAGCCAUUCUUUUUUCCAUUUCUUGGUCACCAUAGAAUACUUCAGAAAUUCCUUUAUGUGAAGAAUAACAGAAAAGAAGCACUGCCAGAAGUUCCCAAAGGCAGGUAAGUGAGAGGUUACAGAAUUAGACUUUCUAUAAGUUUAUCUUCCUCUCAGCCAGCUAAUAAUAGGUCUAAUUUGGAGCCUAAGGAAUAUUUUAUUGUCUUUGAGACUCCUUGCACACAAUGGUUGUAGUUAAAUUUCUGGAAGGAGGUAUUUAAAGGAUCUUUUUUGGUCUAAAGUAAAAUUAAAUGGAUUAAAAGAAAUUACUAAAACAUAGUUUAGAUGAGGCCUGGUAAUGUCACAUCAGAGCCUCAGUUGAUUGCCUCGCUAGGAAAAUAGCAUCAGAGGAAAUGAGGUUACCUUGGAGUCUCCAGACCUAAGUGACAAUUAGCAGUUGACCAGAUAACAGUGAGACUGAGUAGGCUUCUCUUGUUUUUGCUCCUUUUGCUUCUACUCUAGCUCCUUACCACAUGGUGGCGCUUGAAGAGAGGCCAGGGUAGUAGUACCUUGGGGAGAGAGCUGCUUUAGUCACGCAAGUAUUUCUGUGACUGUUAGUGGCACUGAAGACUGCACACCUUAUGCCACAUUCUUAAUACCAUAUUGAUAUUAUGCACUUUAAUCAUUCCAGAGAAACUGAGAAUGCAGUAUAGUAAUGAUCUUCUUAAUGAAUACAUCUUAAUUAACCAUUCAGAAUACUGUCUCUCUUUAUUUUAGGUAGCUGACUUAGUAUGAACGUUAUGUGACUAUUUUCUUAAAGGACUAAAAAGGAGUUAAGCCUUUGAAAUGCAGUUGAACAAGGAAAAUGAUUACAUUUUUACAGAUAGUCUUAGAAAUAUUGAAAUAGUCGAUCUACUAAUGUAUAUGUUUGAGAGUUCAUUAAAACCAGCUCUCUUCCUAUAUAUUUUGUGUCAGGUCUAUAGGAACAUUAUGUAAUUUUCUAUGUAUGAUUUUGUGUAAACUAGUGUUUCUGAAAAUGCAGUCCUCAGCCCAUCAGCUAGCAUCAGUAUCACCUGGGAACUAGUUAGAAAUGCACGUUCUUGGGCCCUGUCCCAGACAUUCUGGGUCAGGAACUCUGGAGUGGGGCCCAGCAGUCUGUGUUUUAGCAAGCCCUCCAGGUGACGCUGAUGCACACUGAAUCUGAGAACCACCGGGAUGAACUCAUCUAGUGGGAACUGGAAAGUCCCUCUUCCCACUGGUGCACUCAGCUUUCAGCUGUCAUUAACCAUUUAUUAGCAGUUACAAUGUAGUAUCAGUAUUGCCUAAGAAGGGGAUAUACAAUUAAUCUAGUUAUUGAUAACUCAACUUUGUUUGGCAUUUUCCUGCCAUUUAACUAAAAAGUUUACAGUGACUGAUUAAGUAUAUAUGUGCAAUGUUCUAUGUUUCUUUUAAUUAUUGUAACAUUUAAUUAGUGAAUAUAAUUGAUGGGUGCUAACGUUCCCUGUCAUCCCUAAAAUGGGCAUAUUGUGGGCUCUACAAUACAAGCUUUCUUUUCAUUGCCUCUUACUUUGCCAGCAGACCACAGUUUUGCUCUACCUGGACCAAUUCUCAGAACGAAAUUGUCAUUCCUUGUAUUUAUAGGUGUAUCUGAGAUAGUUAGCAAGAUGGCUGGCCAGGUUGACACAACACCUUAUUUUCUUUUUUCAAGAGGUCAAACUUCUUUAAAAGUAGCUUGUUUGUAUAAGAACUGAGGCAGUAGAGAUGUAGCUGUCCUUAGGGCUUACGCUUUAGACUUGAGUUAUUUACCAAAAUAAAUAUUAGGUAAGAUAAUAUAUAAUUUGGGCAUUUUUCCUGGUAAAUAGAUAACCACAAAAUAAAGACUUAUUCGCUUUUACCUCCUUGUGUAAAUUGGUACCUCCCUAACUGUUCUAAUCUUCCUCCUAAUGUUUAUAAAUCGUUAGUUAACUCAAGAAUAAAAAUAAAUGUAUAGUCACUUUGUUAAAAUCACCACUGUCCUCUUUCCUUAAUCCUGGCAGUGGAAAUAUAUGUGGCUUGCUCUACAAACUUCACAAACUUUGGUGCUGGCAAAUACACAGGCAAACUGUUGUUGAGAGAUACUCAUUACAUUCCUCUUCCUUCCUUAAUCCCUCUCCCUUUCCCUCAUUCACUCAUAAUAUAUUCCUGUACUCAAAGCAUUCUACCAUAAUUCUGUUCGACUCCAACUUGGAAUACCUCCUUUAAGAAUUCCACGUGUAACCAGACCGUCCCUGCUUGCUCACUCAUGUGUUCAUAUGCGCUCUCAUAUCCAUCCCUCCCCGUCUCUGUCUCUGUCUCUCUCCAGAAGUCAUUUGCCUGGUUUAAAAUAUUUUAUAGGAUUGCUUAUUAUUAUUUUAGCUAAUAAACCUCAGGACAACACACAGACACACACACAGGAUGCCAGACAUUUUUGAGAGUGGGUUUGGAAUCAGAUUCUUUGUCUAUUAACGAACUAUCCUGCACUGAAGUGAUUGUGACCAUAGUAGUUACAGACUGAUUCCAGUGUACUUGAGCUCACUUCUUUUGAUCUAAUGAAUGUAUCUGUUCACCUUGUUCCCUUACUUCUUCGAUAAGCUCCAAGUAGCUGCCACUUUGACACUUGCAAGUUCCACUCACUUGUUUUAGUCUUCUAAGUAUACUACAGAUAUUUCAUUAAACAGUUUCAAGUGGUUUAGCUAUCAUUCUGCCAAUUUACAAUUUUUCACUUAAUUUUAUUUGAGCACACUGAUCAACCACUGACCUGCCUUCUUCCAUUGUCCUGCGAUGACGAAAGGUUACAUUUGUGUGUCUGUGGCUUUCAUAGUUGGGAUUUCAGAGCACUGAUGCCAGGGAUUUCCAGUUUGUUCUCUGGGGGAAUUUCAUUUGCAUCUAUGUUUUUAGCUAUCUGUGAUAACUUGUUAAAUAUUAAAAAGAUAUUUUGCUUCUAUUGGAACAUUUGUAUACUCGCAACUAUAUUUCUGUAAACAGCUGCAGUCAAAAAUAAAACAUUGAAAGUUUUCAUUUUG
Molecule: messenger RNA, 12650 nt
Organism: Lepus europaeus (European hare)
Lineage: Eukaryota; Metazoa; Chordata; Mammalia; Lagomorpha; Leporidae
Gene: NFAT5
Product: nuclear factor of activated T cells 5
Exons: 15
Coding region: 285-4946 (1553 amino acids)
Biological process (GO): cytokine production; calcineurin-NFAT signaling cascade; regulation of transcription by RNA polymerase II
Cellular component (GO): transcription regulator complex
Molecular function (GO): DNA-binding transcription factor activity, RNA polymerase II-specific; RNA polymerase II cis-regulatory region sequence-specific DNA binding; transcription factor binding
Source: RefSeq, a predicted model, not a curated record